Molecule: messenger RNA, 3632 nt
Organism: Vanessa atalanta (red admiral)
Lineage: Eukaryota; Metazoa; Arthropoda; Insecta; Lepidoptera; Nymphalidae
Gene: Pex7
Product: peroxisomal targeting signal 2 receptor
Exons: 8
Coding region: 168-1100 (310 amino acids)
Biological process (GO): protein import into peroxisome matrix
Cellular component (GO): peroxisomal matrix; cytosol
Molecular function (GO): protein binding
Source: RefSeq, a predicted model, not a curated record
UUGGAUUUAAUCGCCUUGUUUUUGUUGUCAUUUUUGUACUUUAAUUAAAAUGUAUUCUAAUCAUACAAGAAUCUAAUUAGAUUUGUAUUCAUACGUUUUAUAAAACAAUAGGUCAAGGACGAGAAAAUAAUGUAAAUUGUCUGAUGUAGAUUCAUUACACCAUCAGUAUGCCAACAUUUCUAACACCAGGCCGGCAUGGCUACAGUGUUCGGUUUUCCAGAACACGACCAGAUUCAUUGGCAGUAGCCACCAGUCAGUAUUAUGGUCUCGCUGGGGGUGGGACAUUAUUCUUCUUAGAAUUAUCACCGGAAGGAACAACAAUAGUCGAACUACAGAAAUUAGAAUGGAGUGAUGGACUAUUUGAUGUGACAUGGUCGGGUACAGCAGAUGGUGUUGCCGCUUGUGGGGCAGGUGAUGGUGCUGUGAUAGUGUGGAGAGGAGGAUGUGCAGCCCCUUUGAGGGUCUUAAGGGCACAUCAUAGCGAGGUGUGCUCUGUGGAUUGGCCCCGAGCACAUUUACUAAGUGCUAGUUGGGAUACAACAGUUAAAUUGUGGGAUCCCGAAUCUGAAGUGUGUCUCAGUACAUUUUCGGGUCAUUCUCAGCUGGUUUACACGGCGACGUUUUCUCCACACUCUCCAGCCACCUUCGCUUCAGUCUCUGGUGACGGUCAUCUCAAACUGUGGACGUGUACGGAACCAAGUAGACCGGCUGCUGUGAUAAAAGCACAUGAUGCUGAGGUGCUGUCUUGUGAUUGGAGUCGACUAGAGACGCAUGCGCUAGCUACCGCGGGAUCCGACGGACUUGUCAGAGGUUGGGAUCUUAGACGACUCACAUCACCUAUGUUUACUCUUAAAGGAUGCGAAUGUGCAGUACGACGAGUGCAGUUCUCACCGCACGCUCCUUCGGUCUUAGCUGCAGUGUCAUACGACUUCACGACUAGAAUAUGGGAUUUAAAGCGAGGCUGUGAUCCUCUAGAAACUAUCAGACAUCAUUCCGAGUUCACAUACGGUCUAGACUGGAACGCGUUAAGGCCCCAUCAAAUAGCAGACUGUGGUUGGGAUUCGCUAGUACACGUCUUCACUCCAAGAUCUCUGGUUUGAAAGUUUGGUACGUGGAAUUGGAACUGAAAAGUUAUCUAUAAAUGACCAGGUCUAUAUAGUGCCAACAGAUAUGACAGUUGCCAGCAAACAUCCUAUUGUGACUAUAGUAUGUGACUCAAGGGUAUAUAAUUACGUAUAUGAAGUAUUAUGUUGUGUUUGUUAAAAUAAGAUUCGUUUGUUAAAAUUUUUAUUUAAAAAAGUUUAAUUUAGCACAGAUACAAAAUAAUUCUUUAUUUGAAAUUUAAUUUUAAAGGUAAAUAAUCAUUUCGUUAUUCCUUAUUAAAUGGUUAAGUUUUCUCACUCUCAAAUGAUACAAAAUGUUGGCUAUUUACGAAUGCCAUAAUUAUUAAAUUCGAGUUGAGCUUUGAUUCAAAUUAGUCCAAGUCAAAGACAAAAUCUUUAUUCAGUAUAGAUGUAUGAUACACAUUGAUUGUUAAAAAACGACCAAAGGUUCGAAUGAACCUGAGUGUGAUUUUUACAAUGACAGCAUUAAUUUGAAGUAUAUGAUUCGUUUACUUAUUUAUAAGAUUAACUUAAACUUAGAACGGAUUAAGAAUCAUUACGAAUGUUUAUUUGGGUGAAAAAAUCCAAAUUUAAAAAUCUAAAUGUUUUAUUAUGUUGACUGUACCAGAUUUAUGUACCAUCUUGUACAUAAAUGUUUCAACCUACAGUAACAGUAAUAAAAGUUCUGAAUAUUUAAAACGGAUAACAUUGUUCAUAGUGACUUAUGUAUAAUGAUAUUUACAUAAUGCUAUGUAUAUUGUUUUAAAGAUAUGUAUUUUUUUUAUUCACUUUAAAUCUUAAUAGAUUAAAAGUUUUUCUGUGGUUGGAACAUUUCAGCUCAACAUGGUUUAACUAAUACGUGCUACUAUUAUUCCGUCAUAAUAAUUAUAUUCAGAGAAAAAAUUGUUAAAUUAAUUUAUAUUAAAAAUAGAUAAAGCGGCCAUUCAGAUCGGUCAACUGAAGAUACUGUCAAACAUUGGUAUAGCCUCUAGUAGAAACCAUAGAUAAGAAAAUGACAGAUCUGUCAAAGUUAUUAGUUACAGCAGAUUUUUAUAUGUUUAAGUUAAAAUUAUCAUUAGAAACAACUUGAAAAAGUGCUCAUAGUAUCAAUAGUUAAAUUCGCAGCAAUGAAGGGGAAAUUAGCUUCCUAUCAAGGAUUUUUGGCUUCGUUUAUAUUUUGUGUCAUUUGAAAGUGCGGCACCUAGCAUUUUUUAAGCUAGAAUGACAACAUACAGGUAGUUGGAGGGGGGGGGGCUGGUUUGUCCUGUCAGAUGUCUAGUCUUACUUUAUAACUGGAUUAAGUAGAAAAAAGUAAAGUAUGUUAAUGUCCCAUUGCUGGGCUAAGGCGUCCUCUCUCUUUGUGGGUAAGGCUUGGAGAUUCACCUCGUUGAUCCAAUGCGGGUUCACAGAUGAGUAUAACAAUUCCCUUAUUGGAGAUUGAUUGGUUCAAUGAAUACGGGAAUUAUAUAUUUUACACGCUGACUGGAUUUUGUAAAUUUCUUAUAACAGGGAAUAUGUAAGCUUAGAUGGCUAGACUGAUGGAUUUAUAUGCGGCUUGUAAUGAAUAGCUUGGGACUGAAUGCAUUUCAAUAAUAGUGUAUCUCAUUUCAUUAAAAAAAAAACGCAUGCAUGUCAGAACACGAUACAGAAGUAAAACCUUUAUGUGUUAGAAACGUUGCAAUCAAAUUAGAAAAUAAAAUCUUAUUUGCAGUUGUUUUUAAUAUUUAUAGUAUUGAUCUUUAAAGCAUUUACAAUUAAAAUAUAAAUUAAUUCGGCUUUUGAAAUCCUAUAUUCGUAAUAAGAAUGAAUUAAUCUUAAUAUUUUUAAAUUUUAUAAUCGAAUUUGAAUGACAGGCAUUUUUUUAAAUCUAGUCUUAUGGUAGAAGGAAAUUUGUAUUGUAUAUGGUGUUGUCAUAUAAAAAAAAUAACUAAACUGUUAGUAAUAAGUUUGUAAUAUAAACACAUUUCUGCAUUAAUAUUAUUAUAGCAAAAUACUGCGCACAAUAGAUCAGUUUCUUUAUUAAAAUAUUAUAAGCAAGACUUUUAUAUACAGGUGAGUAUAGCGUGGCAUAAUGACGUAUCUUUAUUCUCAUAAAAUUAUAUAUUAUUUAAUUGUUAUUUUUAUAUUAUCACAAUAAAAACUUGAAUUCCAUUUUUAAUUUUGGAAACGACUUUGGACGUUAAAUAAUAUGUAACAAUUAUUUAGCUAUUGUCUCUCAAAAUGAUAAUAAUUGAUGUAAUUUGAUUUCUACUCACCCGUAUAUAAGACUAAGUAAAUUCUUAAUUAAAAAUUGUUACCUCCCUCUUGCACUCUUCCUGGUUUAAAUGUCAAAUUUAGUCCAAACAGCCUCUAUUUUAUGCCAUAAAAAUAUUUAUAAGUAAUCUUAUAUUUAGCAAAUAACUGCUUUGUAAAUAAUGUACUUAAACAUUGUCAAACCCAUAUCUAUGUAACUUAAAGAAUUAUUAUGAAAAGCUUAUAUUGUUGUUAUUGAAUAUUUGUUAAAUGUAAAUAUAUUUGUAAGAUCCCUUA